AUACGCUAUACACAUUUCGUGUGAUAGCAUGUUUGUUAGAGGUUUAAUAUCUAGAGCGCUGUUUGCAUAACAAUUCAUUUCACAUUGACAUUUAAUUGUAGACAGUAUUUCAAAUAGGAACUUUUUGUGGAGAACACUAAGUGUUAUAAGAACUAUGCUUGUGGAGUUUUACUACGACCUUCGGUCUCAGCCUUGUCGGGCAGUCUAUCUUUUCCUGAAGGCUACUGGCAUCGACUUCACACCGAAAGUAACUGACCUGUUGAAGGGCGAACAAAACCAACCAGAAUUAGUUAAGAAGAAUCCAUACCACAAACUCCCUCUGAUCGAUGACGAUGGUUUCAUUUUGGUAGAAAGCGUCGCCAUUAUGCGUUAUCUGGCUAUGAAGAACAACGUUGCUGACAGCUGGUUACCUCGGAAUGACGUCAAACAAAUGGCCCGCGUGGAUGAAUUCCUAAACUGGCACCAUCUUUGCGUCAGGAAACCAUGCGUCGAUCUGUUCCUUGGAACAGUUCGAAAUAAAAUUGUUUUUGGUCAUUUCACAAAAGAACCACUAGAUAAAGAACGAGCCAAGACUUUAAGAGAAGAAGUGAAGAAAUUUGUGACCCACAUCGGAGACUACUACCUAAAGGAUCGCCCUUUUAUUGCCGGGGAUGAAAUAUCCGUUGCAGACAUUUCUGCAGUCUGCGAGUUAGCGCAGUUAACUGGAAUUAAGGAAGAAAGCCUAUAUAUGGAAAACGAAGUUGUUGGGGCUUGGUUCGAAAGAGUGAAGGCGAAGUUGCAACCUCAUUAUGAUGAAUGUAUGGAAACCUUCGCCGCUUUUAAGAAAAAAUUUGAAGAAGCGGAAUAAUAAAAAUUAAUUUGUUGACAUCAGUCUUCGAAAUUUAUAUUUUAACAUCGAUGAAACUGCAUCUCUUGGAUAACUCCUUUAGAAAACAUCAUCAUAUAUUUUGUAUAAGUAUAUAUGCAUUUUUCUUUGCUAGUGUAAUAUUCUGUAAAGAUGUAUAGUAACUUAAAUGCAAUAAAUAAAAAAA
Messenger RNA from Mya arenaria, 1031 nucleotides. RefSeq names its product glutathione S-transferase theta-1-like. Gene Ontology annotation, molecular function: glutathione transferase activity. Gene Ontology annotation, biological process: glutathione metabolic process. NCBI's taxonomy places the organism in Eukaryota, Metazoa, Mollusca, Bivalvia, Myida, Myidae. Gene Ontology annotation, cellular component: cytoplasm. The transcript is spliced from 5 exons. The record is from RefSeq and is a predicted model, not a curated record. The coding region runs from base 155 to 847 and encodes 230 amino acids.